Molecule: messenger RNA, 3277 nt
Organism: Miniopterus natalensis
Lineage: Eukaryota; Metazoa; Chordata; Mammalia; Chiroptera; Miniopteridae
Source: RefSeq, a predicted model, not a curated record
UACUACUGUUUAUUAAUGUACUGAAGAAUGGUCAUAAUAAAUUGGACUGCUAAAAUUUUUUAUUUUCUCUGUUCCAGAUUGCUGUGCUAUGCCUUGUAUGACUAAGACCUCUUACCAAUAAUACCUUUGCUUUGACACUUGAGGAAAAUCAGACCUUAAAGACACUGCUAAGGACUGCUAAAGUGGCAAUGAAACAGCCCAACAGGAAGAGGAAGCUUAGUAUGGAUUCCAAAGAGAAUUUGAAUCAGGAUGGAUGCUUGGAGCAAGCUGAAGAAGAAAAGCCCAGGGAUGGUGCAGCUCCUUUGAGUCACGUCCCUUCAGCAGCUGCACAGGACACGUGGUCUUGGGGGCAGUACUUGAAAGAACAGAAGGCUAUAGCAGCACCCGUUGAACUGUUUUCCCAGGACCAAUCCUUUCCAGAGUACGAAAAUGGUUUUCAGGUUGGAAUGAGAUUAGAAGGCAUUGACCCCCGACAUCCAUCUGUAUUUUGUGUGCUUUCUGUAGCUGAGGUGUGUGGCUACCGUCUAAGGCUUCAUUUUGAUGGUUAUUUAAGCUGCUACGAUUUUUGGACCAAUGCCGGUUCCCCUGACAUUCAUCCAAUAGGGUGGUGUGGAAAGACCAAACAUGAAUUGCACAUCCCUAAGGGUUAUAGAAAAGACAAAUUUGUUUGGAUGAAUUAUUUGAAGGCCUGCAAAUUCCAAAAUGCUCCCAAGAAAUUAUUCAGAAACAGAAGUUCUAAUGGGCCAAUGCCUAAAGAAUUUCAGAUUGGAAUGAAGCUGGAGGCCGUCGACAGAAAGAACCCUUCACUGGUGUGUGUGGCAACUAUAGCAGAUAUUGUUGAAGAUCGCUUACUAGUGCAUUUUGACAAUUGGGAUGAUAGUUACGAUUACUGGUGUGAUGUAAAUAGUCCUUAUGUCCAACCAGUUGGUUGGUGUCAGGAGAAUGGAAGAACUCUGAUAGCACCCCAAGGUUAUCCUGAUCCAGAAAAUUUUUCCUGGACAGAAUAUCUGGAAGCUACUCAAACUAGUGCAGUUCCUGCCAAAGUAUUUAAAAUGCGGUUACCUCAUGGUUUUCUGCCGAAUAUGAAACUUGAAGUUGUGGAUAAACGAAACCCCAGGUUAAUUCGAGUUGCUACGAUUAUAGCUGUUGAUGACCAAAGACUAAAGGUUCAUUUUGAUGGCUGGGACCACAAAUAUGACUAUUGGAUGGAUGCAGACAGCCCUGACAUUCACCCAAUUGGAUGGUGUGAUGUAACAGGACAUCCAUUGGAAGUGCCAUAUCGAGCAAAUGAUGUGAAAAUCCUCCCUGGUCAAGCUGUCUGUCCUACGCCAGGCUGUCGAGGGAUAGGCCAUAUCCGGGGUCCACGGUAUUCAGGACAUCACAGUGCUUUUGGCUGCCCGUAUUCGGACAUGAACUUGAAAAAGGAGACCACUCUCCAUGACCCUCUGAGAGAACAACCGCCAGCGAAUUUGGAAUCACACUCUUCACAUUUGAGAAGGAAAAAUCUCUGCAGUUUGAACUUCAAUGGAAAACACGAAAAGGCAAAGAGUCAGCCCAGACUUGUACAGCAGGCAAAGUGUUUGAAAAUCAAAGAAAAAGAAGAUAAUGACUUGGAUAAUCUCUUCAGAGAAUACUCAGUGGAGCAGACGCAGCAGGCACUGCACCAGUCUGUCUUCAUGACAUCCAUGUCCGCCCACCCUUUCCGGGACCUGCCCCUCGGCAGGGAGCAGCACUGCAAGCUGCUUCCAGGCGUGGCCAACAUCCGGGCAGGCGAAGUGGCCCGAUGGACUGUGGACGAGGUGGCUGAGUUUGUGCAGUCUCUGCUGGGCUGUGAAGAGCAUGCAAAGUGCUUCAAGAAGGAGCAGAUUGAUGGCAAAGCCUUCCUGCUUCUGACACAGACGGACAUCGUAAAGGUGAUGAACAUCAAACUGGGCCCAGCACUGAAGAUCUAUAAUUCUAUCCUCAUGUUCAGGAAUUCCCAGGACCUCAUUGAAGAUACUCUCUCAGGCGCGGACAUCAGGGGCUAAACGCACCACCCGAGCUGCUGCGACACUGCGACCUGGUUCUUCCAGCGAUAAAGUUGGCCCACACUGAUUUGAUUUUAAUGUCCCCAUGGUCAUAUCCAUAUUUAAUCUGGACCUUUUAAAUGGCUGUGGCUUAUAUGUUUAGAGGGUGUUGAUGACCGAUCAGUGCCAGUGAGGCAGAGGCCCGGGCACGUGUAUGGUCUGUGAAUGCCUUUCCUCAGCUCUGAUGUGUUGCCACAAACAGACCAAAGAAGCCCACACAUACACUUUUAUUCUCCCUCUCCAUAAAAGAAGCCAUUUCCCAUUUUGAAAGUAUACAACUCUCAAGUGGUAAAAUAUUAGGAAAAUAGAAUUCAUAAAUGCAUUGUUAAUGUUUUCACCAGAACAUCUGAGCUUGGCUCGGAUUUGCCAUCUGGGUGCAGUGAGUCUGAGAGACAGAGGCCGGGUGCUUUAAACAGAUUUCAUGAGAUUUUUGUGUACUUUACUCAGGAAAGUGUGAAUCUUUGAAAAAUAAUAAUAAGCACAUGUUUUCAUGACUCAUUAAUUCUUUUUGUUCCAUUAACUGUUUCUUGGUUGUGCUCCUGGGAGUAGCAGGAGAGCAGCCUGGGCAUUUAGCAGAAGCUGGCGAGACCCUCCUGCGGACCCUGCACUAGCAGUGCCCCACAGGCUGCGUGCCGGACCGCAGGAGACCUCGUCCUGACACCUCUACUGGCUAGUGGGCCAGAUGCCCACCGGCACCAAAGUCCUCCUGGCUGCCACUCUGAGGGGCCUCAGGAGAAGGCCCUGCAGUCUGUCUGUGUGAUAAGGGGCUGUGGUACAUCUGGGCCUUGUGUAUGUCUUUAUGAGGACACAUCACUAAAAGGGAAGAUCUCUAAUGGAGGAAGUUUGCUACGUUAUUUGUUUGAACAGUUCUGAUUUGUUAUCAGACCUUAUUUGUCUUGUGUAAGGGGCUAUAUCUGAGACUGGUUACCCACAUGGAGCCAGCCCCAUAGUUUUAAAGACAAGCACCUCUUACUGACACACACCUCUAGUAAGUGCUACAAAUGCCCCUGUCGAAGUGGAGCUCCAGGGUCCUUUUUGGUGGAGAGGGGAAAUAAAUGGAUAGAAAGACCCACUGGCUUCAGUAAGAAUCUGAUGGUUUAAGAAAACUGAUUCUGCUUGAAGAGUUUCUCAAAUUGUAGGUCACUGAAAAAAAUUUUCUUUAAGAGGUGUUGCAAAUAUUACAUUUCUUUAGAUCCUUACUCAAAUGGAAU